GCGUUCAGGCAGGACAGGAGGGCGCGCGGGACAUCAACAAACCAGCCGGGUCAAGAAGCUGCAAGGAUGGAGAUCCGACCAGACAGGUUUAAGGCGGCCGCGGGUAGAACUCUGGGGAAAAUUAACAGGCUGAUUGAGAAGCGGCAGCCCAAUGGAGAAACCAUUGAACUCUCAGCCGAGGGCCGUCCUGAGCUGGUGGAGGAGAAGGAGCUGCCGGUGGUGGACUGUACCUGCUUUGGCCUUCCGAGGCGCUACAUCAUCGCCAUCCUGUCUGGCCUGGGAUUCUGCAUCUCCUUCGGCAUCCGGUGCAACCUGGGGGUGGCCAUUGUGAGCAUGGUGAAUGACCACACUGUCUUCAAGGGCAACAAGGAAGUGCUCGUGGCUGCGCAGUUCACCUGGGACCCGGAGACGGUGGGAAUGAUCCACGGCUCCUUCUUCUGGGGCUACAUCGUCACACAGAUCCCGGGUGGAUUUAUAUGUCAAAGAUUUGCAGCCAACAGAGUGUUUGGCUUCGCCAUCGUGGCCACGUCCGCCCUCAACAUGCUGAUUCCAUCUGCUGCUCGCUGCCAUUACAGCUGCGUCAUCCUGGUCCGGAUAUGCCAGGGCCUUGUUGAGGGUGUAUCCUACCCAGCCUGCCACGGGAUCUGGGCCAAGUGGGCUCCUCCUCUUGAGAGAAGUCGAUUAGCCACGACGGCCUUUUGUGGAUCCUAUGCCGGGGCAGUGGUGGCAAUGCCUUUAGCUGGGAUACUGGUGCAAUACACUGGGUGGCCUUCAGUCUUCUAUGUCUAUGGCGUCUUUGGGAUAUGCUGGUAUUUGUUUUGGAUCCUGGUGUCGUACGAGAGCCCCGCUGCCCAUCCCACCAUCACACCGGAGGAGAGAAAGUACAUUGAAGAUGCAAUCGGAGAGUCCACCUCCUUUCUUAAUCCUCUGCAUAAAUUUAAAACCCCGUGGAGACACUUCUUCACCUCCAUGCCAGUCUACGCCAUCAUCGUGGCCAACUUCUGCAGGAGCUGGACGUUCUACCUGCUGCUCAUCAGCCAGCCGGCCUAUUUUGAAGAAGUCUUUGGCUUUGAGAUUAGCAAGGUGGGAAUGGUGUCAGCGUUACCCCAUCUGGUGAUGACAAUCAUCGUGCCCAUUGGAGGCCAGUUGGCCGACUACCUGAGAACCCACAACCUGAUGUCCACCACCAACGUCAGGAAGCUCAUGAACUGUGGAGGUUUUGGGAUGGAGGCGACCUUCCUGCUGGUGGUGGGAUUCUCUCACUCAAAAGGUGUUGCCAUUUCCUUUUUGGUCCUCGCUGUGGGAUUCAGUGGAUUUGCAAUCUCAGGGUUUAAUGUCAAUCACUUGGACAUUGCCCCUCGAUAUGCCAGCAUCCUGAUGGGCAUCUCAAACGGGGUGGGGACGUUAUCUGGAAUGGUGUGUCCCAUCAUAGUGGGAGCCAUGACCAAACACAAGACACGCGAUGAGUGGAAGUACGUCUUCCUUAUAGCUGCCCUCGUACAUUAUGGAGGAGUGAUUUUCUAUGGACUCUUUGCAUCAGGGGAAAAGCAGCCAUGGGCCGACAUAGAAGACACCAGUGAGGAGAAAUGUGGUAUUAUAGAUGAGGAUGAACUGGCCAAUGAAACAGAGGAACUCUACCAUGGAGGCGGGCAGUACGGGGCCAUGAGCAAACCAGUUGUCGGUUCCAACGGAGGACGGACCGGAGAAGGAGGAGGUGCAGGCGGAGGCGGAGGCGGAGGCGGGCCUGGAUGGGUGUCGGACUGGGAUAAGUCUGAGGAGUAUGUGCAGCCACCUGGAUACAACUCGUACAUGUACGGAGGAGAAGAGGAGAGGGAGCUGACAUAGAAGAUCCACAUGAUACAAGUUAAAAGAAAAGAAAACAAGACGGAGAAAAAAAGGAAGAUUGUUUGGAAAGGGAUUGGAAGAGAGUCACUGCUAUACUGAAUGGACCUGCUGUGUGCUUUUGUACAAUAUUUACAAUUGCACAUAUUGCGUGUGUGUGUGUGUGUGUGUGUGUGUGUGUGUGUGUGUGUGUGUGUGUGUGUGUGUGUGUGCGUGCGUGAGUGUAGGCACGUGCAUGCAGGGGUUAGAGUGGUAAAUGUACACAGUACUCAAUAUUCAUUAGCAAAGAACUGAACUGAUAUAUCUCAGAUUAUCCUUCCUGCUCUUGAGCUCGUUCUGAUUGGUCCGGUGUUCCGUUUCCACGACAUCCCUGAAGAGAUCCAGCGUGCAUGUGCGUUUGUGUGCGUGUGUGUGUGUGUGUGCGUGCGUGCAUGGUUGUUGGUGUGUUGCCUGUACAGCAACUCUCUCAAGCCACUGGCAUAUUUAAAGUUUAAUGUGUAAGCCACAAACUUUAAUUUCUUUUGCUGGGAAAGCACUUUAGGGGCUCAGUUUAGUUUAACUAAAUGCAACAUGGGAUGCCAAUGUUGUAGUUAUCUCCCACUUUCUGGUUUAUAUUUCUCCAAAGGCUCUAAACCUUAAUAUAAAUCACAUUAAGCAUGUCGUUUAAAGAAAAUCAAUACACAAAAGAAAAGCUAAUUUUUGUUUAGGACCGAGGCCCCUUGUGGACAAACUUGUCCCGCCACUGGUGAAGCAUAUCGUUAAUUUCCCCUUUCCUCUGCAACGUUGUGUUUCCAAAAGCAAUGCACAUGUUAAGUAUUCAUUCAUGUGGCGACGACUUUAAAACUAGUAUGAAGGAGGAGAAUGGUGCUUAGGUGUUGUGUCAUUCCGUGCUUGUCUUGAUAGAGUUGUAAAACCUUUGUUCCAACAGCCUCCCCUUUGUGUGUGUGUGUGUGUGUGUGUGUGUGUGUAUUUGAAUCUACAGAGGUGUGUGUUAGAGCUUGCUUGUGGUGUCUUGCUGAAUCUCACCUGGGUCUGACCCGACUACGUCAGGUCCAGCCAGGCUUAUGGGUCACAUGAUCAUCUGAUAGUUGGGACUUUCCAUUUGGCGAGUGCGCUCCCAUCAGAGAGGUGGCCCAGAAUAUCAAGAUGAGUGUGAUAGUGCUUAACCAGCGAGGAACAACAGCUAUAAUAUUCCCAGGCAUCACAGCAUGUGUUGCAUCAUUUUCAUCUUCUCCUGUGUCUCUUUGGCUGAUUGUCCCGCCGUCGUCCUCCCGGUAUUUAACAGGACGCUUCCUGUCUUCCCCUCCCUGCUUGGUGCUGUUUCCAUGUCUUUAGUACCUCAAUUUAAUUCAUGUUUGAGUUGGUAGGUCAGCGAUUUUCAAUGUGUGUGUGUGUGUGUGUGUGUGUGCGUGUGUGUGUGUGUGUGAAAGAGAGAGACAGUGAGUGUGUCGUUGUGUUGGGUGCAGGUGCUGAUACAUUGUGCGGUGAGCGUGUUUUAAUGAGCACAGCGGUGCAGUAGCUCCCCCGCCAUCUCUCCUCCUUUUACACACACACACACAGUAAACCGAUAUCAUGCAUUUCAUGCAGUCAAGAGCACCUUGCACACUAUUUGGUAUUUACACAGAUCAGAAACACCCAUGGCAACAGAGUGAGAUUAGGAAGUAGUGUCACACACGUUCAAGGUGUGUGUUAAGCUUUGGUAACAAUGAUGGCCAAUCACAUCAGCUCCUCUCAUGCCCUUUAAAGCAGCACCAUCUCCUUCUUGACGCACUGACAGCUGGGUAAUGUAGUGGAGAGUCCAGAGGUGCGUCUCCUGAGAGGACACUAACAUGCUCACACAGGAAAGGAACUGUGGUGUUGCUACAAGCUGUACAGUACAACGCUAUGCGCCUGCACAUGGAGCCAACAUGCAUGACACAUCAUGUGCACACACACACACGUGCACACACAACAAACCUCUGCCCUCUGUGUGCUCAGGCCAACACACAACUCUCUCUUUUUAAGGAAAUUGGCAGAUGGCUCCUUUUCAGAUCAAGAAUCUAGUUCCUGUCAAUUCACAGAGGGCUUGUGAUUCUGAGCUCACUUUGUGGGCACUAAACUGCUGCAAGGUUAAAAUUAAUAUCCGAUUCAAAUCAGGGUUUAACGGUAAAAUGUGUUGGUGAGUCAAUGAAUUAUUUUUAAAAAGGGAUUAAGGCAAAUUUUGUUUUCGAGUGAAAUAUCUAAAAGUCCUGAAUGAUUAUUCCUGUGAACUUUUUAAUUUGUCAGUGUUGUAUCUGUGUACUUUUAAUCAAGUGUAUCUUAGUCUAAGUUCAUGUCUGUUCCAGUUUUGUCCUCCUCCUUGAUGAAAUGUGUGGUGAGUAUCAGUGUAAAAAUAAUAAAGGAAACGAUCAUAUUUAAACGUGGAAACAUUUGGAAAAUAUUCUAUGUAUAAAAGAUGUAUAUGUGAGAUAUCCUUGUGUGCAAUAAAAGGUAAGCAAUUUAA
This is a messenger RNA of Pseudoliparis swirei, 4324 nucleotides long. RefSeq names its product solute carrier family 17 member 7a (gene slc17a7a). Gene Ontology annotation, molecular function: neurotransmitter transmembrane transporter activity; L-glutamate transmembrane transporter activity. Gene Ontology annotation, cellular component: excitatory synapse; synaptic vesicle membrane. The coding region runs from base 67 to 1845 and encodes 592 amino acids. NCBI's taxonomy places the organism in Eukaryota, Metazoa, Chordata, Actinopteri, Perciformes, Liparidae. The record is from RefSeq and is a predicted model, not a curated record. Gene Ontology annotation, biological process: synaptic transmission, glutamatergic; regulation of synapse structure or activity; transmembrane transport. The transcript is spliced from 13 exons.